CGCGGUGCUCACUUAACGGGCGGCCUGGCUGUCAGCCCGGGCCGGCCGUCCAUCUUUGAGGUGGUUGCUCAGGACACGUUGAUGUCGGCGGUCAGACCCGCCGCGCAACAUGCUUGCAAGGUGAGGCUCGUACCGUGCCCUCCCCAGGAGGAAGGGUAGGCAGAGGGUCCUUGCCGCCUCCGCGGAUUGGAAUCGGAGGCGCAGCUGCCGCUGUCCCAGGGGGUUAGGAGCAAGGGCUGCAGGCUGGCCUAAGGCCGAAAGCGCCUCCGGAUGGAGGCCCAGAGUCAGGUGCUUGCGGAAUCCAACCCCAGUCGCUAUGGGUUUCUAUGGCGAUGGUUCGAUGAAAUCUACGUGCUGCUAGACCUCCUGCUUGAGCAUCACUAUCUGUCCAGGACCAGUGCUUCCUUCUCUGAGAACUUUUACGGUCUGAAAAGAAUUCCAUUGGGUAGUGGUCACGGACUAUGGAGAUUAGCCAGUCUUGGGCUCCCAAGAACCCAGCACUGGAGAUCCCUGCUGGUGGUAAUAGCUGUUCCGUACAUAAAAGUCAAAUUGGACAAACUGUUUGCUCGACUGCAAGAGGAGGAUGACUAUGCAAUACAUCUCCCAGAGUCCUCUUGGAAGCGUCUUUAUAAGGCCUUCCUUGCAGCCUAUCCUUUUGUGAAUAUGAGUUGGGAGGCAUGGUUCCUUAUCUACCGGCUCUUGUACGUCUUCGAGAAAACACAGUUUCACUCACCGCUGUUGCGAGUGGCAGGGGUCCGUUUGGGGAGCCUCACCCCUGCAGAUAUUCAGGACUUCGAGAAAAAAUUCUCUUCUAUUAGCAACCAUUCAGCCAGUGAAAGUGUGGUUGGAAAGCUGACCUCCUUUCUGGCUAAAGCAAUGGGGGGUGUGACAGUGUCCGUAUCGAGUGGCAUAUCCGUGGGUGUCUUUUUCCUGCAGUUUCUGGAGUGGUGGUAUUCAUCCGAAAACCAGGAGACGAUUAAAUCCCUCUCCUCUCUCCCAACCCCUCCCCCGCCAGUGCACUUUGACGAGCUAACUAAUGAGUCUUUACCUAGACUGAAGACUGUGUGUCCUUUGUGCAACAAGAUUCGGACAAACGACACAGCCUUGGCGACCUCUGGAUAUGUCUUUUGUUACCGAUGUGCUUACAGCUACGUAAAACGCCACCAGCGAUGUCCGGUGACAGGCUACCCUUCUGAACUGCAGCAUCUAGUUAAACUUUACUCUCCAGAAGCAUGAAGAAAAAAGGUUUUGAUCCAUGGAUGCACAUUAUUAUUGAUCAUGUACUAUUUUGUAAGCAGAAGUCUGACUUAAAGACUUGUAAAGUGCUGUUUACUAAUGACACGCACCAGACAAGUUUCAACUGCAACAUUAUUACUAAUUAUCUUUUCCAAUUUUCUGCCCCCCCUCCUAAAUGUGCUGACUUACAUAAUUCCUCAUUCAAGUGGCCAUUCUGCUGUGAACUUAGACAGGAGACUUGUCCUAUGGAGCAUUGCUACUGAUGACUACACAGAUGCACCCUUUCCAGUCCUGGCCAUGAAUGGUGGUCAGGAGAUCUGAUUUAGAGGGGCUAAGAUCUGUUUGAGCAAUGCUGCCAUCUUGAUUGAGAUCAGCUAAAGCAACUCCUUCCUAUUUGCUUGAGUCUGAAUUCUAACACAUAGAGCGCCAAAAUAUCAAAAGUACAUAAUUAAGUACAUUCCUUGGUUAUUGUGAGGGGGCCAAGAGACAAUGGAAAUUGUAUAUGUCAUAUUCAGCAUGAUCUUCCAUGGUAAUUCUGAGUCUUUUAAUGGAAUCUUGUCAUUUUCAAAUUUCAUUAACAAAUAAUGUAAGUUCAAAGAGUUUACCAGUUCAGUUAUAGUUGCAAUAUUUAGUCCUGGUUCAUGGUUAACAAAUUUACAUUGUAGGAAAUUCUCUAAAGAUUCAAAUAAAAAUCUUGUUUGCGUUAGAUCAAAUUCUAAAGUUUGCUCUCUAAAGUUAGAGCAAAAGCCUCUAUCAUUGGCCCCAUAAUCUAAUUGGCUUUUGAAAUCAAUAUUUUAAUGGUCAAGAUGUAAUCUAUGCUGUGCACUAAAUUAUUAUGGUGUGAUAAAUGUUUCAAUAAUCUUCUGAAGAUUUUUAAUGUUUACUUGCAAACUAUAAUAAAUCGUACAUUAACUGAACCAUUAAACUGACUUUACAGUGUUCAUGUAAACAAAAGUCUUCAAAAUCAAAACAGGUCCAAUACUACCCAGAAGAGGUGAGAAGAGAAAUAAUGAAUGCUGCAAAUCUAAAUGCAAACAGAAAAUACUGCAGAUCUGAAGCAGAUCAAUCUUCACCUGAGAGAAAGCCUCAUGGCUUUUGCGAGUCCAGAUUUGGCCAAGUCACUUGAAUUCCAAAGUGCGGUCGUUUUUGUGAUUUUAUGAAAAUAAUUUGUUACCUGGGGGUAGUUCAUUAUCAUAUUUUAAUACACAGUGUAUGUGUGGAUGCAAGUAUAUGCCUGAUGGUCAGAAACUUUAUAAAUGAGUUGGGGAAGGUCAUGUAUUACUCAAAGUAGCAUCAAGGACAUUGACCUGCAACGUAUAAUUAACAUUAAGUAAGCAUUUCAGUCAUAAGUUAAUUUUUAUACAGGUUGGAUUCAGUAACCAUGUUUGUAGUGAGAUUACUUAAGAAUCUGCAAACUUUCUGGCUCGAGUAUUCCAGUGUAUUUUUCUUCCUGGAGAGUAUUUUCUGAACAUUGCAAAUAACCCUCCUCAUUUAUAUACUUUUUAAGUGUUAGUAUAAGAUAUGAAGUCUAAUGUAUUAUGCUGUAAAAAAUAAC
Molecule: messenger RNA, 2791 nt
Organism: Stegostoma tigrinum
Lineage: Eukaryota; Metazoa; Chordata; Chondrichthyes; Orectolobiformes; Stegostomatidae
Gene: pex12
Product: peroxisomal biogenesis factor 12
Exons: 3
Coding region: 271-1236 (321 amino acids)
Biological process (GO): protein monoubiquitination; protein import into peroxisome matrix
Cellular component (GO): peroxisomal importomer complex; peroxisomal membrane
Molecular function (GO): protein binding; ubiquitin-protein transferase activity; zinc ion binding
Source: RefSeq, a predicted model, not a curated record